Molecule: messenger RNA, 774 nt
Organism: Kwoniella mangroviensis CBS 8507
Lineage: Eukaryota; Fungi; Basidiomycota; Tremellomycetes; Tremellales; Cryptococcaceae
Exons: 3
Coding region: 1-774 (257 amino acids)
Source: RefSeq, a predicted model, not a curated record
AUGGCAUUCCCGUCCUCGUCCUCUUUGCCCUUUGGUCUCUCUACACUGUUCAAACCACUUUCACCCUCUCUCGCUCGAACGAGAUUAAAAUCCAACCUAUUCAUCUUAUUCUUAUUCCAAUUAAUCAAAGGGUAUUUCUCACCUUAUAUCACCAUUCGGUCAAUUAUCAUCAAGCUAUCGGAUGGGUACCUGCAAGGGAGGAAAGGGAGGGAAGAGAGCUGGGGUGAAAAUGGGAUUUAUGUGAUUGAAUUCCUCAUUUCAAGCAUAUUGGUCUGGAAUAUAAUCGAAUCUACAAUAUCAAUUCAAUAUCCACAGGAAUAUAUCCCUCCUAUAAGGCAAAAUUUGGUACUGACGCCUUCGAAAGUUUCUUCUCCAUUGACACGUUCAUACUCCCCCGCCUCAUCCUCAACUCCCUCCUCAUCCUCCCAAUCCCAAUCUCAAUCCCAACGAUCCCUCUACCCAUCCACACCAACCCGUAACCAACUAACCUCAUCGACUUCCUCCAACCUAAACCAAUCACAAUCAAAACCACACCCAUUAUCCAACUCGACUUCCAAGACUACCGCUCAGAUAUUCAACUUACCAUAUGAUAAUUCCUCACCUUCCAAAUCAGGUUUAUUUUUCGAGAAGAAAGAUUCACCCCCUAAUACUAAGACCCAAGGGGCAGGGGGAGGGGUCGGGGGCGAUUUCGUAUUGGUAGAUAGGGAAGAGAAAGAUUGGGUGGAUAAUGUUCUGAAAGGUGUAAGAGGUAAAGGAGGUAAAGUUGGUUUGUAA